Messenger RNA from Oppiella nova, 861 nucleotides. The record is from the annotation of a GenBank genome assembly. NCBI's taxonomy places the organism in Eukaryota, Metazoa, Arthropoda, Arachnida, Sarcoptiformes, Oppiidae.
CUAACCCCUCUGUUCGCAGGCAUCCGCGAGUUCACGGGAACGCCUCCGCGCGCCAACGAACGGCGUCAGGGAGUCGUCGAACGCAAGCCCGACGACUCGGAGAGCGCGACGACGACCGCCUCCACGACUCCGACGAACACCGAGUACUCGACGCCCGCGACGGCCACUGACCGCCACUUCGGUGCCAUUCCGCGCACUCGCAGUCGUCGGCCCACUUGGAAGCUGUCGUCCGAAUCGCAGACCAUGCGAAUCGACGACGCGUUCGGUCUCUCGUCCGACGACUCUUCGGACGACCAGCAGAUGGCGCGCAAGGAGUCCAUCGAAUCAAUCCAUUAUUCCGUCUUCGCGUCUGAGCCGUCCAUUGGUCUCGCCAUCAGUCCCUUCGCGCCGUCCGUCCACCAGCCCUCUCAUACCCAGUUCGUCCUCACGUGCAAAGGCUUCGGUGCGGAACCGAACCUCUUCUCCAAUCUGCGAUGGUUUGAUCCGCGCGGCGAAGAGAUCACCAAAACAUACUCGGAACGCGUGAAUCCCGACAUCCGCGUCGACGAACUGCAAUACGGCGUCAUUUUGCUGCACUUCCUGAACCCUCUGCCCGACACUUCCGGUCAAUACCGCUGUUCCGCAACAUUCCAACACUCAGACACUUUCGAAGCCAAGAUUCAAAUCAACUUUUUCCAGGACGUCCAAUGGGAAGACUGUCCGUCCGUUCAGUCCCUCGUUUUGGGCUCUCGUCAAUCGGACGCCAAUCGCAUCCGCUGUAAGGCCACCGCAAACCCCAAACCCAACGGUCAGUCAAACGCCAGUUCCCACUCUCCUCCCACUCACGUGACUCUCUCUGCAGUCGUGUGGAGUAAAGACGGC